Messenger RNA from Melanaphis sacchari, 1995 nucleotides. Its product is annotated as coiled-coil domain-containing protein 186-like. Gene Ontology annotation, molecular function: small GTPase binding. Gene Ontology annotation, biological process: vesicle cytoskeletal trafficking. The coding region runs from base 395 to 1918 and encodes 507 amino acids. The record is from RefSeq and is a predicted model, not a curated record. The transcript has a single exon. Gene Ontology annotation, cellular component: trans-Golgi network. Lineage: Eukaryota; Metazoa; Arthropoda; Insecta; Hemiptera; Aphididae.
GGAGCUCGCGCGCUCGUGAAUUUUGAUUGUAUGAACAAUAUUUACUAUACGAUUCACGUCUACUUCUGCUGCACUCUGCAGUUCCGUUGCCUAGUUACUGAACGUACUGUAAGUCUGUAUUCUGUAACUCAUUUUCGCACUUCAAAAACUAGGAAAUUCGGUUCAAUCACGAUUUGUGAUUUACCUUUAAUCCUACAUAAAACGUCGAAUUUUGUUGGCGUUCAAUUUUUGUUCAUAGUUUGUUUCUCCUCUUUCUACAACUGUUUUUCCGAGUGUUCGACAAUAGAAGGAUUCAUUACUAGACUGAUGGCUUACCGACGAUGAUGACGUGCUCCGUUAACACGUCACGCAGCUGUUGUGACCGUUGUCGGUAGCUGUUGUCCGUUGAGCAAUCAUGGAAAUUCCGGAGAUUGCGAACGAUUCUCCGCCGUCAAAAACGACAGAAAAUAGUGAUCGUGUCGACAACAUCCAGGUAGUGGAUGAUGACGAGGAGGAAGAAAAAACUUGCAUGUCCGUCGUAAACCGACUUGAAGUACCCGGUAAUGACCAACUAGAAGUACCCAGUGAAGACCAACUGCAAGUACCCAGUGAAGAUCAACAGAAAGUACUCAGCGACGUCGUUCGACAGCAACGAGAUGAGCUCGAUUAUUAUCAACGCCAGUUAGCCAUCAAUGAGCACAAGUACCUGACGGACGUCAGCGAUUUGCAAUCACAGUUACAGUCAUCAAAGAAAAUGUAUGACACUGCCAAGCAUGAGAAGGAAGCGGCAUUUAUGCGCUAUGUACUUAAAGAAAAGGAAAUUCUGGAUCUAAAUACAGAAAAGAAAAAACUUAUGGAUAACCUAAAGGAUAAGGACAAGCAAAUUUCAAGGUUGAAAGCCAACUGUAAAGAUAUGGCUAAUUGUACAACCGUAUUAGAAACAAAGAACAAAGAAAUCAAGGAAUACAAGGUUGUAAUUGACUUGCUCAAAGAUGAAAAGUCAAAAAUUUCAAAAGACUUGGAAUUCUGGAAAACCAAGUAUGAACAUGAAUCAAAGUGUUCUCAUGAAACAGAAAGUAAAUUACUACAAGAAAUUCAAGAACUGCAAAAUAGAUUGGAAUUAUUGACCAAACAAAAUGAAUCAUUUAAUGAAGAAAGUAAUUUAGAAAAAAUAAUACUGAAUAGUAGAAUAUAUUUGGAUUUGAAGCAAUGUUCAGAGCAACAACUUAAAGAGAUGAACAAAUUAAAAAGUGUUAUCGAAGAUUUGAACAAUAAAUUAACCAAAUGUACUUGUACUGUAAAUUCUUUGGAAAAUGAAAAUAUUGAUCUUAAAACUUACACACAAAGUUGUGAAAUCAAAACCAAUGAAUUGCUUAUGUUCACUGAAAGUUUAAGUUCCCGCAAUGCAUCACUGCAGUCAGAAUGCUUAAAUUUACAAACAGCUUUAGAAAAAUUAAAAAACGACUGUGAUAUAUUGAAACAAAAAAAUAAUGAUCUCAAGAUUGCUUUCAAAUCACAAGAGGACAGUAUGGAAAAAGAAAAAGAGCUUUACAACCUUGACAAAAAAGAACUAGCAAACCAUUUGGCGCAUAAAAUGCAAAUGAUUGCAGACUUAAAAACCACAUUGGAAUGCACUCAAGAUGAUUUGCAUGUUUCUAAACGAAAAUUUAAAACUACUGUGUCCGAGUUGACCAAAGAGUUACAGAAAAAAAACAUUGUUGAUACCUCUGUUGAAAUGAAAAUGGUUUUAGACAAGAUGGUUAAACUGCAGCAAGAAAAUGCAAGGAUAUGUGAAAAACUAGAUUUUGUAGAAGACCAUAACAAGCAUUUGCUAUGUGAAUUAAAAAAAAAAAGUAGUAUUAUGCAAAAACAUGGUAUAUCUGGUGGCAAGAAUGGCCUAGUGCCGAGUCUAAGUGAACAGAAACCAGAACGUUACUGACAAUAUAUAUACUAUCAACAGUCGACAACUUAAAACAUUAACACUGUACAUCUGUACUAAUUUAUAAGUAUUCAUUA